UGCAUUCAAAACGCCAGUUACUUUGUCUGUGGUUGUAAUCGUUUUCUGUUUUGUGUCUGGAUUCCUAGGCUUACUGGGCCUAUAUCCUUUGGCCAACUUAGCCAACCUCAUGACGGGCUUGACUCUGGUGACUCUCUGUACAUGGGUUUAUAUCAGAUAUUCAGGAAGAAUGCGGGUUAUUGGAACGGUGAUUGAUUUCAUAGCCGAAGCAAUUGGGGAAAAUGCUGUCCGGCUGCUGUACUUAAUCAUGGCAGGAUCGGGAUUGGAACAAGUGACUCAACGAAUGACUAAUAUAACGAUGGGAACGCAGGUUGCAGCAGGAGUUGGUAAUCACACCAGAGCAAAUGUGUCGAAAGCCAAAUCAACCUGAACAUAUCCGGCUAGACCUUACAUGGGCACUUUGUUCGCUGGUCGCCGCCCGAGUGCCUUACUGAAAUAGGAAAUUAUACCCUAUCGAGACCAACUUGAAAGGGUUAGAAUUUUAUUGCCUGAAGUGUUUGUAGAAAAAAUUUCGUGGGUGUUAUCUUUGUGAAACAGGCAUGCCAUUCAUUUAUUUGGCGUCUUUCUUGUUGGUCCCCGUGUGCCAUUAUUUGCUAGUUACUCAUUUUUUUUUGUAUAUGGGUUCAUUUGAAUUUAUUGGUA
Daphnia carinata is the source of this 642-nucleotide messenger RNA. Its product is annotated as atlastin-2-like. The transcript is spliced from 3 exons. NCBI's taxonomy places the organism in Eukaryota, Metazoa, Arthropoda, Branchiopoda, Diplostraca, Daphniidae. The coding region runs from base 110 to 370 and encodes 86 amino acids. The record is from RefSeq and is a predicted model, not a curated record.